Messenger RNA from Elgaria multicarinata webbii, 763 nucleotides. RefSeq names its product T cell receptor alpha chain MC.7.G5-like. Lineage: Eukaryota; Metazoa; Chordata; Lepidosauria; Squamata; Anguidae. Bases 1 to 573 code for a protein of 190 amino acids. The record is from RefSeq and is a predicted model, not a curated record. The transcript has 5 exons.
AUGGCUGUGCAGAUGACAUCAUGGGUUUUUGUAAGGGGGUAUAUUGCUGUGAACAAUAACUUCAACUUCAUCAUAGGUUCUGGUACGAAGCUGAUAGUGAAGCCAAAUCUUGAUAACGCUGAACCUUCCAUCUAUAAACUAAAGCCGGCCAAGGAAGGAACAGAAGAUAUAUCUGCCUGCCUCUUCACCGACUAUUUUCCUGGAAACAUCAGCGUGGGAACCAGUCCAAAUAACUUGGAAGGCGCCAAAAGCUCCAUUGUUGUCAUGAAAGAAAAUGAGAAAGACCAAGGCAGCUAUGGGACAGUCCUAUGGGGACCCACGGACGACAAUUUUCAGUGUUCUGCUGCUCAGGGCAGUAAAACCUUUACAGAUGAAACAAACGCUGAUGCAGGCGACUGUGUAAAAAGACAGGGGACGACCCCGGGUCCCACUCCAGACGUGGCUCCGCCUCCAACUUUUGAGACAGAUGAACAGCUGAAUCUCCUCUCUCUCACCGUGUUGGGCCUGAGAAUUAUUUUCUUCAAGAGUGUUGCUUUCAACCUGCUGUUCACCUUCCGCCUGUGGUCAAGUUGAGCUUAGAAACGAGAGGAAAACAAGGAGCAUCUCUGGGAUACUGUGCAAGAAACCCCCAAAACAGACGCCUCUCCAGCAAACACGGAGAAGGACAUCUACGCUCGGUUGAAGAGAACUAUGCUACAUCCUUCCUGCAUUCCUUCCCAGCUAGGGUGGCCAGUUUUAAUUAUGGCAGGGAAAAACUUCACCU